GAUAAGAAAAUGGAAAAUUCAUGGGCCAUACGAGCGAACGUUAUGGAUCUGACAGAUCCUGUGAAUGCUCUCUCCAACCAUGACCUCACUGUCACUGAUCUGUCUGCUCCACUCUCUAGCAUCUUUCCACUGCUGGUGAAAGACCAGGAGCAACUUGGGAACUCCGAAAUUACUGUCAUUCAUAAUACGAACCUUUUGAACGCUACGCAGCCCUUGUCAGAAGUUCUGACAGAAUCUUCUUCAUCGCCCUCGUUGACCGUUGUAUUGAAGCCGCGAAGGGUCGCUCCGGCAACUUCGGGCGAGGUUCCACCGCGAAUUCCACGCGGAUUUUUCAGGCGCGCCUCGAAACACCACGACAAACUUCUAGCCUUAUUAAACGACAAGCAAUGGCUCAACGAACUUGCGGUCAAGUGCCUGGCUGCAGAGCCCGAUCCCUUCGCCUUUGACCUCCUCCACGAUCGUCACAUGCUCGCGCUUGCAGCUGGACACUCUUGCCUCUAUCGAGCGAUUUACUGUGUAAACGAUCGUCUUCUAGCAUCCAUCAGUGCUGGUGCCUCACUUUCACGAGCUCUUGAAUACAAUGUUCCUCGCGAGGAAGCAGAAACCUCAACCUCCGACGAGGAAGAGGAGGGGGGCGUCAAUCCACUGGGACUGAGUGGGGAGACGAAUGACGCCGUCGGACGUGGUUCGAACGCCACCGACCACCGCCCCUCACCACGCGCCGCUGCUCUGUCCGCGCCGAGCAGACAGCCGCAACUCGACUUGCAGACUCUGCGUGCUGCCGUGGCGCAGGCAUCCAAUGCGUUAGGGCAUCAACAGUCUGCUAACCCUGUUCCAAGUGCCCCGGCAUUCUCCCCAGUGACUUCUGAGCCAAUGGAGGUCGAUGGUACCACGAGGCCACCGCCCGUCGAGCGUUGGGCACCCCAGUUGGCCAUUCUGGCCGAGAUGGGUAUCACGGACAACGCGGCGGCUGCGCAGGCACUCGAGGCCACUGGUGGUGAUAUCGACUUUGCUCUCCAACUACUGUUGGGAUGA
Mesocestoides corti is the source of this 1035-nucleotide messenger RNA. The record is from the annotation of a GenBank genome assembly. Lineage: Eukaryota; Metazoa; Platyhelminthes; Cestoda; Cyclophyllidea; Mesocestoididae.